GAGACGCUGCGGCGCGCACUCGCUGGCAUGUACGCGGGCCCCGGGGCGGAGGCCGCCACGGCGCGGCAGCGCGUGCGGGGCGUCCUCGCGCACAACAUGCACAGCGUUAACACAGCGCCGACCCGCUGCCCCUGGACGGCAGGCCGCCGGAGGCGGGCGGGCCGAUCGGGCUGUGGCCGACGGGCUCCCUGA
This is a messenger RNA of Prorocentrum cordatum, 192 nucleotides long. Lineage: Eukaryota; Dinophyceae; Prorocentrales; Prorocentraceae. The record is from the annotation of a GenBank genome assembly.